This is a messenger RNA of Capsicum annuum, 1844 nucleotides long. Its product is annotated as cytokinin dehydrogenase 7. The record is from RefSeq and is a predicted model, not a curated record. Bases 44 to 1705 code for a protein of 553 amino acids. Gene Ontology annotation, biological process: cytokinin metabolic process. Gene Ontology annotation, molecular function: cytokinin dehydrogenase activity; FAD binding. The transcript is spliced from 5 exons. Lineage: Eukaryota; Viridiplantae; Streptophyta; Magnoliopsida; Solanales; Solanaceae.
UUUCCGUUCCACCACAUUCUUCAAAUUCUACCCUUUACUUGCAAUGGGACAUCAGAUUUUCUUCCCCUUUGUUGCUUGCACCAUAGCUCUUCUAGCUUCUUCCUCAUUGGUUUCAGCUGAAGUUGUUAAACAUUCUUCCCACAUACCCAAUUCAGCAAGGAAGAUGUUAGCGUGUUUAGUUGAACGAUUCGUCGCCGAGAAUGACACUGAUUCAAUACUUGAACCUGAAAAAAGCGAGGACAGCAUUUUGAAAGACUUGGACAUUGAAGGAAGUAUUGACUAUGGACUCACGACAACCGACAUAGCCAGUAAAGAUUUCGGCGGCAUAUAUGCAGUGAAGCCUCUAGCCUUUAUACGUCCAGCCGGAGCUGAUGACAUUGCGCGGGUGAUUAGAAGUGCGUUACAGUCACCAACAAUAACUGUAGCAGCAAGGGGUAACGGUCAUUCCAUUAACGGCCAAGCUAUGGCCGACCAUGGACUCGUUAUCGACAUGAAAUCAAUGGGUCAUAAUAACAGAAUCGACGUCAACGUCGCCUCCAUGUACGUCGACGUCUGUGGCGGAGUAUUAUGGACUGAUGUGUUGAAACGCUGUUUGGGUUACGGCUUGGCUCCUAAGUCUUGGACGGAUUAUCUUGAUUUAACGGUCGGAGGUACUCUGUCUAAUGCGGGUGUUAGUGGUCAAGCUUUCCGCUUUGGACCCCAAACGUCAACUGUAAUGGAAUUGGAAGUUGUUACCGGCAUCGGAGUAAAAACCGUCUGCUCAAACUCUCAAAAUUCUGAGCUCUUCUUCUCCGUGCUAGGUGGACUUGGUCAGUUUGGUAUCAUCACUAGAGCUCGGAUUAUGCUUCAACACGCCCCCGAUAUGGUGAGGUGGAUUAGAGUGGUAUACAGUGAGUUCGACGAAUUCACUCGUGAUGCGGAGUUACUGAUAAUGAGUGAAUCAUUCAAUUAUGUGGAAGGCUUUGUGAUCGUGAACAGUGACGACCCUGUAACUGGGUGGCCGUCGGUGCCAUUGGCUUCAAAUCAGUCAUUUGACCCGACCCAUUUACCCAAAAAAACUGGCCCGGUUCUCUAUUUCCUUGAAUUGGCCUUGCAUUAUAACAAGCAUGACGAUUCCUCCACUGUAAAUACGCUGGUUGAGAAAUUCCUAAGACGGUUGACAUUUGUGGAGCAGUUGAGGUUUGAGAUCGACUCGACUUACAUGGAUUUUUUAUUACGAGUAAAUCACGCAGAACAAGCAGCUAGAGGUAGUGGUAUAUGGGAUACGCCUCAUCCAUGGCUUAACAUGUUCGUUUCCAAGAGAGAUAUUGCCGCAUUCAAUCGGGUUGUGUUCCAAAACAUCAUAAAAGGUGGUGUCAACGGCCCUUUGUUGACCUAUCCUCUCCUGCGUAGCAAGUGGGAUAGUCGAUCGUCAGUGGUGCUACCCCAAAGUGAUAUAUUUUACUUAGUGGCUUUGUUAAGGUUUACACAUGCACAUCCAAAAGAGUCUGAAAUAAAACAGAUGGUGGCACAGAACAACGAGAUCGUACAAACUUGUAUCAAAAAUGGAUUUGAUUUCAAGUUGUACCUUCCGCAUUAUGAAUCCACGGUUGAAUGGAAGAAGCAUUUCGGGGAUCAAUGGAUAAGAUUUGUCGAGAGAAAAAGCCAGUUUGAUCCAAAGGCUGUCCUUGCGCCUGGCCAAAAAAUAUUUACUAGAAACGACUAACUCUAAUAAAUAUUUUACUUAUGGUAUGCCAAUUGUUGUCUCCGUAUGAGAUCUUUUUCCUUAUCCUUGGAUGUUGUAAUUGUUAAGAAAUUACAACUCUAAAAGAAUAUAAUGAAAACGUUGAAGGGUAAUUCUCAUC